GUCACACCUCUCUCCUUCCCCCUUCGUCCUCCUAUCUACUACCCCAGUAUGUCUCCCGACGAAAUUCCACCUCCUCCGCGCAAGAGGGUCAUCAUGAUCGGCGUCGGAGGCGCAACCUGUUCGGGGAAAACGACGCUUGCCAAGUACUUGAAGGGUAUCUUACCCAGGAGUUUGCUUGUGCAUCAGGACGACUUCGCACCUCCGCGAAACCAGAUCCUCAUCCACCCCAUUUACAAAAUGCAAGACUGGGACGCACCCGCUGGAGCUAUCGAUUGGCCUCGCCUACGCCAGGGACUGCAGUAUAUAAAGGACCAUGGGCGGAUGCCGGAGGGACAUAAGAGCCAUGAUCAUCUGAAUGUGCAGGAGCUUGUUGGGGUGGACGCUGGGGUAGUGGAGAGAUGGAGGGAGCGAUUCGCCGGUACGGACGUGGGCGCAUGGCACGGGGAAGGACAGGCACAGGGGGGAGAGAUCCAGUGGGUCCUCGUGGAUGGCUUCCUCAUGUACUGGGAUCAAGCAGUCAUCGACCUGCUCGACGUCCGGCUCUUCCUACGCGUCCCGCGGUCCGAGCUCGCGCGCCGCCGACACGCCCGACACGGGUAUCAUACUGCCGAACAAUUCGAUUAUGCAGAGGGGACGCUCUGGCGCGACCCGCCGUAUUAUUUUGAACAGAUCGUUUGGCCUGCGUAUUGUGAGGCCCAUGCAGCGCUGUUCGUGGAUGGGGAUGUGGAGGGGAGGUUGAAGGAGGGCGAGGGGGUGAAAGUCGAGGGACUGGUCGAGCUGGACGGGGGGAGCAACCCAGGUGAUAUGCUGGAGAAGGCGUGUCCUAAGAUAUGGGAAGUGUUGACUCGGCAGAGGGAGAUUGUACUAGACUAGAAUAGACAAUGAGAUU
Messenger RNA from Dacryopinax primogenitus, 889 nucleotides. RefSeq names its product P-loop containing nucleoside triphosphate hydrolase protein. Gene Ontology annotation, cellular component: cytoplasm. Lineage: Eukaryota; Fungi; Basidiomycota; Dacrymycetes; Dacrymycetales; Dacrymycetaceae. The coding region runs from base 49 to 873 and encodes 274 amino acids. The transcript is spliced from 4 exons. The record is from RefSeq and is a predicted model, not a curated record.